CUUUAUCUCUUAAUCCAACGGUCGAUGAAUAAAACCCAAAUUUGUCAAUAAUUAAUCUGCGACCCACAAAUAACCCAAAAACUAGCCGUUACGCAGGGCGUCCCAAACCUGAAACGUUCUUUUUUUCUUCUUCUUCUUCUUUGAUUUCUUCGUUUUCUUCUCAUUCAAUUCUUUCAUCACUCCAAACUUUCUCUCACUUUCUUGGAAUCCUCCAAUUCUCAAUUCUCAUCAAUCAAAAAGCAAAACCCAUUUUUUAUUUUCCAUUUUUAGUCUAUUUCUUGAAAGAUUUCUUCCUUUUUAUUUUCCCCAAUGGAGGUUGCUAAGAAUUCAAAACUUGGGACUCCUCUGAAAGACCCAGAUGGGAAUUCUCAAUCAAAAACCCAAAAGGUUUCAAAACUUUCUGAGAAUUCAAAUCCAAAUAUCUCUCAUUCAACUUCUCCAUUAACAAAAUCUUCAAAAUCCCAGAAGUGUUCUUCCAAGAACCCAGUUGUUUAUUCACCAAGAAACAAGCUUAGGGAAAGAAAGUUUGUGGUGGCUAAGAAGAACUUGAAGAAAGGAAGGUCUGAUUCGAACCCAUCGGUUGGGAUUGAUUGCAUAUGCAAAGAGAAGUUUGGUGGGAAUUUGAAGAAGUGUCUGUGUGUUGCUUAUGAGAAUUUGAGAGCAUCUCAAGAAGAAUUUUUUAAGAACAACGAAGCUGAAGAGGAGGUUGAAGAGAAAGGUGUUUUGAUCGAGAAUCUCCGGGAAGGGUAUGGAUCAGAUAAUCAAGAGAUUGAUCAGAUUGAAAACUCGAGUCAAACGGGUAAUUUUACUGUUAAGAGAAUGAGGGAUAAGUUGAUGGAAGAAGCAAGGAACAAUGUGCCUAAAUCUGGGAAAGUUUUGCAUUUGGUUAUGGCCUUUGAGAAGCUUCUUUCAAUACCGAAUUCAAAGGACUCAGAGAAGGAGGGAGAUGGUGAAAAGGAACCAAAAGAGGAGAAGAAUGAUAAUAACAAGAAGAAGCCAAAGAAAUGGGCAUUACCUGGAUUGCAACCGCCAAAGGUGACUGAGGCUGACUCUGAGAAUGAGGAUGAGACUAAGGAUUCUUCUUCUCCUUCAUUCUGUCCAUCAGAUUUUGUUUUGACUCCUGAGAAUCUUGGUUUGGAUCCCCGUUUCUCAGUUUCUUCUUCCUGGGAUAGCAGUCAAGGAAGUAUUCCAAGCAGGAUAUCUAAUGGAGGUAGAAGAAGCCGAAGAAAUAGUUCUGACUCUCUUGGGACAAUUGGUUGGAGGAGAAAGAAAAAGCAGCUCAAACCCACUUCCCAAAAACCAUUCAAGCUAAGAACCGAGCAAAGAGGUAAGGUGAAGGAAGAAGAAUUCAUGAAGAAGAUCCAGGAAAUGAUGGUGGAUGAAGAGAAGCAACGGAUCCCAAUUGCUCAAGGCCUCCCAUGGACAACAGAUGAACCGGAGGUCUUGAUCAAACCUCAUGUUAAAGAGUACACAAGACCAACAGACCUGCGACUCCACAGUGAUGUGCGAGCAGAGGAGCGCGCGGAGUUUGAUCAUCAGGUAGCUGAGAAGAUGAGUCUAAUAGAGCAAUAUAAAAUGGACAGGGAGAGACAACAAAAGAUGGCAGAAGAUGAAGAGAUUAAGAGGCUGAGAAAAGAGCUAAUUCCAAAAGCACAGCCUAUGCCCUACUUUGACAGGCCUUUUAUUCCUGGAAGGUCCUCAAAGAAUCCAACAAUACCAAGAGAGCCAAAGUUCCACAUUUCACAACAUAAGAAGACAAAGUGCUGCAGCAUAUCAUGGAAUGACAUGAGUACAUACACUUUGCAAGGCAAUGAAGCAAGAGAAGAAAUAAAAGUUAUGCAGUUCCUGUGAAGAUUUGUUGUACAUGAGCAACCAAUUUAGUUGCAAUUUUGCUUUUUCAUUAGUGGAAGAACAAUGGGUCUCGUUCUGUUUACUUCAAUACCUGAUAUUUCAUUAUUCAAUCUAUAUUUCAACUUUCUUUUGCCUCCACCAUAGGUCCUCUGGAAAGCACCUAGCCCUAGCCCUAGACCAAGGCUUCCCCUUCAACUAGAUCUCUAUGUCCCCAUGGAGGCAGCAGUCAUUUAAAUGUCCUACCAACCCCAUUUUAUCCACCACCCUUCAUGAGGUGUUUGUGUAUCCAUGCAGAUACACAGGCACGCACUGACACCAGUCAAACUUGUACAAGUUUGGGUUCCAUUCCACUGCUUGCCCUAAUCAAUGUAAUUAUAAAGUGAAAAUGUUAGGAUCUUGGGGUUCAUGUUAUAAAGUGAAAUGCUCAUUUGGUUCAUGCUCACCAGAAAACAUCUAAAGAAUUUAAGAUUUAAAUUUGCUUUUAAUCCUUUCUUCUAACUUCCAUCUCCUUUGUAAUAAAAUUAUGUUAAUAAUGGUAAGCCAUAAAAAAAGAAUGUUAGGAUCCAAGUGCCAGGUUAAGAGAACAGUCCA
Messenger RNA from Durio zibethinus, 2442 nucleotides. RefSeq names its product microtubule-destabilizing protein 60-like. Gene Ontology annotation, biological process: mitotic spindle assembly; activation of protein kinase activity; regulation of mitotic spindle organization. Gene Ontology annotation, cellular component: spindle; nuclear microtubule. Gene Ontology annotation, molecular function: microtubule binding; protein kinase activator activity. The record is from RefSeq and is a predicted model, not a curated record. Lineage: Eukaryota; Viridiplantae; Streptophyta; Magnoliopsida; Malvales; Malvaceae.